This is a messenger RNA of Zingiber officinale, 1055 nucleotides long. RefSeq names its product ras-related protein RABC2a-like. Lineage: Eukaryota; Viridiplantae; Streptophyta; Magnoliopsida; Zingiberales; Zingiberaceae. Gene Ontology annotation, molecular function: GTPase activity; GTP binding. The transcript is spliced from 6 exons. The record is from RefSeq and is a predicted model, not a curated record. The coding region runs from base 82 to 717 and encodes 211 amino acids.
GUGACAGUAACGCCCAAACCCCUCUCUCUCUCUUCGUUACUAUCGCCCAACGGCGUUCGACACUGCUUCGUCGGUGGUCGGAUGGGUUCGUCGCCGGCGUCGGGGCAUGGAUGCGACUACUCCUUCAAGGUUCUUUUGAUUGGGGACUCCGGGGUGGGGAAGAGCAGCCUCCUCGUCUCAUUCAUCUCCAACCACCUUGGGGAAGAUCUCUCUCCUACCGUCGGAGUGGAUUUUAAGAUCAAGCAUCUUAAUGUUAGUGGGAAAAAGUUGAAGCUCACAAUAUGGGACACUGCUGGACAGGAGAGGUUCAGGACCCUAACUAGCUCUUAUUUCAGAGGAUCUCAAGGAAUAAUUCUCGUUUAUGAUGUGACAAAGAGGGAGACGUUUAAUAAUCUUGCUGAUGUAUGGGUCAAAGAAGUAGAAACGUACUCGACAAACCACAACUGUGUCAAAAUACUCGUUGGGAAUAAAGUAGACAAGGAUGCUGAUAGAUCGGUAACAACAGAAGAGGGGAUCGCCUUUGCAGAUGAGUAUGGUUGUUUGUUCUUUGAAUGCAGUGCAAAAACAAGAAACAACGUGGAGAGAUGUUUUAAAGAAUUGGCAUUGAAGAUUCUGGGAGUUCCAGAACUGCUGGAAGAAGGAUCUGCACCAGUUAAAAGGAAUAUUCUGAAACAGAAACAGGGACAACAGGGCCAAUCAGGUGGAUGUUGCUCAUGAUUUUUUAUACCUGAAGCACUGCUUAGAGAAGGAAGUGAAGUCUAAAUGGAUCGUCUGUCUCCUGCACAAAUGUGGUUUAAGAUUGUCAAUGUGUUGUAUCAGUUAACUCUGUGUGAUCUUGAUGUGUACCAACAGGAGUGGUAUUGAGUGGAUUGGAAAAUGUAUGUACAGAAAAAAUAUUCACUUUAUCGUGUGUGAUAGCUGAUCAUGAUUCUAUUUGUAAAAAGGAAAUGGUCUUAGGAAAGUAAGGGAAGAAGAUGAACUGAACCUCCUAUGUUCUUUGUAUUUUUUUUGUAAUAUUGUUCAAUUAUUCUAAUCCUGUUUAUUCUUUGUCUGUA